AUGGAGUCCUCACCAGUAACCGUUACGAUCUCGGCCCUGGACGCAGGCCACCUCACACUGCCAGAGCGAUUGUUCGUUACCGACGCUGACUCCGAGAAGCGUACCACUGUCCCGUCUCUCUCCUUUCUCAUUCAACACUGCGCUCCUGGAAAAACAAGACCUACUCGGAUGUUAUUCGACCUUGGGGUAAAACGAGAUAUCGAAAGAUACACCCCCUCUCAGCAAGCACACAUUGCUGAACGACAACCUGUUAUUGUAUCUCCAGACUGCAGGGAGAGCCUGCUAUCUGGCAGUGCCACCAUCACUCCGAAAGAUAUCGACCUAGUGAUGCUAAGUCAUGUACACUGGGAUCACGUUGGCACACCGUCAGACUUUUCCUCGGCCACCUUCCUCGUUGGUGCCGGCACCCUGGAUCUCCUCAAAAAUGGGGACGGCCCGCUCUACCCAGCUGAUCUCUUCAACGACGACGAGUUGCCGUCCGAUCGAACAAUAGAACUACCGCCUGUUUCCCUGUCCGGGGUUGGAAGUGGUCGGCCCCAAAGGACACGGCCAUCAGACUCAGCACUGGCUCGCAUCGCGCCCUAUUUAGAUGCUGAUAUCUGGACCUGGAGGCCUCGAUUCACCUUUUCGUCCACGUUGGAUUUGUUCGGGGAUGGGUCUGUCACGGUCAUUGACACCCCAGGUCAUCUCCAUGGACAUGUCAAUCUGCUUUGCCAGGUUGCCAACUCAAAGUAUGUUUACUUAGGAGGCGAUUGCUGCCAUGACCCACGUAUUCUGGCAGGAGACAAGGGGAUUGCAAUGUAUCCGGAUGGAAGGGGAGGGCUGAGAAGUGUGCAUGUUGACACCGGGGCUGCCGCCACCUCGCUUGACAGAAUCAGAGACUUUGUUGAAAGCUGUCAACGGCCUGUUGAGACAGAAGUGGUUGUCGCUCACGACGGAGCCUGGAGGGAAAGAAACAAACACCGGUUCUGGCCGGGAAAAUUGUAG
Molecule: messenger RNA, 987 nt
Organism: Podospora anserina S mat+
Lineage: Eukaryota; Fungi; Ascomycota; Sordariomycetes; Sordariales; Podosporaceae
Exons: 1
Coding region: 1-987 (328 amino acids)
Source: RefSeq, a predicted model, not a curated record